Molecule: messenger RNA, 965 nt
Organism: Trichoderma harzianum CBS 226.95
Lineage: Eukaryota; Fungi; Ascomycota; Sordariomycetes; Hypocreales; Hypocreaceae
Exons: 3
Coding region: 194-703 (169 amino acids)
Biological process (GO): deadenylation-dependent decapping of nuclear-transcribed mRNA
Cellular component (GO): Lsm1-7-Pat1 complex; P-body
Molecular function (GO): RNA cap binding
Source: RefSeq, a predicted model, not a curated record
CGGCCAACCUCACUUGGACUGCCAAUGUGCUGUUCUCCAGAUUACAGCCUCGUCGCUCCCAAGAACCUCCUGCGGCCAUGUUGAUAUAGACAAAAAGGACGCCGAAACACCACAGCCCAUGGACCCUUGAGCCGGAACACGAACCAGAUUUACACAAACACCUUUUUGUUUCUCGCCGCCUCAUGCUAUCAUGAUGGAAAAUCUAGCUAUUUCUGACGCCCCUCCUCCUGGGGCUCCGGCCUCUCAACCUUUUGCCCAGCUACCGCCGCAGAUGUUUACGACUGCUGCGCAGCUGUUGGAUCUCACCGAUAAAAAACUCAUGGUGGUUCUGCGUGAUGGGAGAAAGCUGAUUGGAGUAUUACGAAGCUGGGACCAGUUCGCCAACAUUGUUCUCCAAUCGACGACAGAGAGGAUAUUCGCUCCCAGACCCGAUAACCCUGGAUCAGAGUAUCCGUACGGCUACUUUGCCGAUAUAACGCACGGCAUCUUCCUCGUGCGAGGCGAGAACGUCUUGCUCCUGGGGGAGAUUGACCUGGACAAGGAUGACGAUGCGCCGCCGGGAUAUGAGCUUGCGGAGGUGGAUGUGGUGAAGAAGCUCGCUGAGGCAAAGAAGGCGGCGGAUAAAGCCAAGGAGAAGGCUCGCUUGAAAAAGCUCGUCCGGAUUGGUUUUGAGGGGGAGAAUUUGGGAGACAUCUUCUUUUAAAGACGAGCAUGAUAUUUGCGCGCCCCAUUGUUGGAGAAGAGGGAUAAACGAGAAGAGAGAAGGGGGGGUGAGAAGCCGACAGCAGGGAAAUCUUUUUUGUUUUCCACAUUUUCUCUUUUUUUUAAUUGUUUUUUUAUGCGCUGCGGCAGAGGCGGUUCGGCGGCAGAAUAUUGUGAAAUGCCCCCGGACCGGAGAGUUGACUGGUGCAAAAGAGGUAGUUUUUGCUACACGCCUUGAAUGACUAGAGACGUCUAUUCCGCGU